This is a messenger RNA of Spirodela intermedia, 4723 nucleotides long. NCBI's taxonomy places the organism in Eukaryota, Viridiplantae, Streptophyta, Magnoliopsida, Alismatales, Araceae. The record is from the annotation of a GenBank genome assembly.
AUGAGGAAUUCAGGUCCUCAUCAGUUCCUUUUCAGAAUCGGGCGGUGCCCGCCAUUAAACUGGUUGCUUGUAUGUUUUAUCGCUGUUAUAGCGUUAAUCGCUAUCAUAUCUUCUCCAUCACCCUCCACCUUCAAUUCCGUUACGUCACCCUUACCUGAUAUUUAUAAAAAGCAUAGGAAGCUCAGGGAACAGGCAGCAAAUGAUCUUUUAGAGAUCCAAUCACUUUCCCUUGGACCUCCUCUGCUCAGGGAUCUUGACCCCUGUGGUAAGGAAAGAGAGAAUUAUGUCCCUUGCUACAAUCUUUCUGCCAAUAUUCUAGCAGGGCUCCAUGAUGGAGAACAGUAUGAUCGACAUUGUGUCUCGGAGAGAAACUCUCCACGUUGCUUGGUUCGCCCACCAAAAGAUUACAAGAUACCAUUGCGAUGGCCUGCUGGUCGCGAUAUUAUAUGGAAUGGCAAUAUAAAGAUUACCAAAGAUCAGUUUUUCUCUUCUGGAAGUAUGACAAAGAGGUAUGCCUUUUGUUUUCACUGGAAAUAUUUUUCUGUAUAAUCACCUUGCCUGCUUGGCAAACCAACGCCCUGAGCAUCCUAUAAAGAUGGUGUUGUGAUGAAUAUAUCCAAAACAUAAUUUAUCUAUUUUUUGUUGGGCAACAGAUUGUUUUUUUCUGAAUGAAAGUUUUAUCCAUUUGAAGUGACUAUAUAUUUUUUUAAUUAUUUAGAUUAAUGCUGCUGGAGGAUAAUCAAAUUGCCUUCCACUCUGAGGAUGGCGCAAACUUUGAUAGUGUCGGGGAUUAUUCUCGUCAGAUAGCCGAGAUGAUAGGACUGGGGAGUGAUUCUGAGUUUCCUCAGGCUGGGGUAUGUGACCUGUUCUCCAUCUGAUGGUUAUUGUUGCAUUUUCUAACAUUUUUUUUGGGUACGUUGAAUGAUGGUGCAUUGUCUUGCAAAACUCAGACUGGGCUAGGUUUAAUGAUAAACGAAAUUACUAUACCUUCCGGUUAUUUGGGUUUAUGGUGGAGUCUGGCAACGUUUCUGUGACUGAAAAUUACCUAGCGGGUACAUCUAAGUUAUACACAUGGCUGUUGGUUGCUUUCUUAUUGUAGACCUUGUAUGGUUAACUAAUUCACCAAUUUCCAAUUUUGGGAGCGAUAUGCAGUUGUUAUUCUUGAAAAAAAAAAAUCCGGUGUUUUCUCGGGGGAACAAUUAAAUAUCUGGAAAUUUAUGCACCUGUUGAUAAUUUGGGAAUUUUUCCAACUAAACUGUUGUAACUUAUUUUUUUUAAGCGCUAGGUUUUCUCACUCUCCAUUUUCCUUUUGUAUAUAAAACUUAAUUUUAUUUUCAUUUUAUUGGCUUCAAAUAUCUAAAUAUAUUCCGAGCAUUUAAUGUCAGGUGCGAACAGUGUUGGACAUUGGAUGCGGCUUUGGAAGCUUUGGAGCUCACUUACUUUCUGUAAAGUUGAUGGCAGUUUGUAUAGCAUCAUAUGAGACAGUUGGAAGUCAGGUCCAGCUAGCCCUUGAGAGGGGACUUCCAGCUAUUAUUGGUAGCUUUACCUCAAAACAACUUCCAUAUCCAACACUGGCUUUUGAUAUGAUCCAUUGCGCUCAGUGCGGAAUCAACUGGGACAGGAAAGGUAUGCAUCUCUUCAAAGGAAUAAUUAUGUGUAUUCCCAACAUAUGCGCUUUUAACAUUUCCACCUAGUUUUUCUUUAGACAAUUGUAAAGUCAGAUUCUUCUGAACGUUUAGGGCAAAAUUUAAUUGUAAAGAAGUUACUUUCUUGUACCUGAUGCGUACUAAUUUUCCACUAUCCGUCCCUCACACAUUUGUUUCUACCAGAUUUUGAUGAUUUAGGGAAAUGCUACAUGACCCAUGGGAAAAGUCAUGUUAGAUCUUCUGGUUCAGUCUCAAAUGUAAAAUUAUAAAUUAAGGAUAACAUGGUAUGCAACGGCUGACAAUUAUCAUCUGACCGUGAGAUUUCCGGCCCAGUAAAAGAAAAAAAGGAUUGGCAAAAUGUACUGUGCUUUAGACUUCUUUGUAGACGAGGAAGAUGCAAUUUCUCUUUACCUCGAAUAAAGAUAAACCGAUGUUGAAUAUACUGACAUCAAUUUUCUUGGGACUUCUGGUUCACUCUCUGUAAAUCAGAUGGGGCCUUCCUCAUUGAAGCUGAUCGUGUUCUCAAGCCUGGUGGUUACUUUGUUCUGACAUCACCAGCAAGCAAAUUACAAGGGGUUUCCACUGGUACUAGGAACAGAAUAAUGUUCGCUGCGAUUGAAGAAUUUGCUCAGAGGAUAUGUUGGAGUUUAUUGGGUCAGCAAGAUGAGACUUUCAUUUGGCAGAAAACUACAGAUGUUAGCUGCUAUUCGUCUCUGUGAGGAUCACAAUAUUUACAUUGCUUUUUUCAAUUAUAUUUUCCUAUUAUAGGAUCUGCGGUCAUACAUCAUUCUUUUUUCUUCUUCUGUUUUUUCCAAUAUUUUAAUAUUUCCGUUUUUACUGCUUUUUCGAUCUGCAGUGGGCAUCCUGCGGUGCCUCUUUGCAAGGAUGCGUAUGAUGAAGGGUCGUAUUAUAAACCUCUUCUAUCUUGCAUCAGUGGAACUACCAGUUAUCGUUGGAUUCCAGUUCAGAACAUAACAAACCGGCCUCUUGACUUCCAGAUGAGCCCAGAAGAACUUGCAGUUCAUGGAAAGUUUUUCUCUUACAUGCUCUUUUUUUGUUGAUUUACGGAAUUCAUAAAUAGUUAUUUUCUUGGACUGCGACAUCAUGGGAUCUAUGUUACUUAAUUUUUUGUCGAACUGUUACUUAUUUUUCGAUAGAAGAGAUCACUAGUCAAUUGAUUGAGGUUUCUCUCUUCAGGAGUCCCACCAAAUGAAUUUUACGAGGAUUCCCAAUAUUGGGGAACUGCAGUGAGAAACUACUGGACUUUGCUCACACCGUUGAUUUUCUCGGAUCACCCAAAGAGGCCUGGCGAUGAAGACCCAUUGCCCCCAUUCAACAUGGUGCGGAAUGUGAUGGACAUGAAUGCUCGGUAUGCAGGGUUCAAUGCCGCAAUUCUAGAGGAAAGGAAGUCUGUCUGGGUGAUGAAUGUGGUGCCCACAUUAACUGAUCAUACACUUCCUCUGAUUCUUGAUCGAGGCUUCACAGGAGUGUUCCACAAUUGGUAAUUUUUUUGUCGCUUCUUCACAUUUCCAUUGGAAGCUUCAUACUGUUGAUUUAUAUUCCCUUCACAAAAUUCAUGGAAUGUAUCUUACUUUUGUGUCUGCAUUUAUAUCCUUGAACACUAUGAAAACAUAAAUCAUAUCUUCGUGAACCAUCCAAUGAUCUAUGUCUAGAGUGAGAAAGAUUGGGCAAUAUCUAGACUUGGCUGAUGAACUCCAUGAGAAAUUUCUGCUACAAAAAUUCUAAAAUUUCUUUUAAAAACAUGCUCUUGUUCCCUAGUGACAUAUAACUAACUAGAUGCUUGUCCUCAUUGAGGUUCAAUAACACAUCCAAUGAAGUUUUUAUACUUCCAUAAUUAAACUUAUGAAUGUCACUCUUAGUUAGGUGGACGUUUUACUUGGGGAUUUUCUAAUCAGAAUCUGGUUCAAGGAGCUGUUCUGAUCCACAUCUACAGUCACUGAGAGGCGGUCAGAAUUAGUGAAAACUGAAUUUGAGGGCUAGAAAUUCGAAUGGGUUGAUCCUCAUCUACUCAAGAACAUCCAGGUCAGACCAUUCUUGGCCGUGUUGAGAGAGAGAGCUACAAAACCACUGGUAGGUUGGACUUGUGAAGCACAGACAGGCGCCAAGAGAAAGGCCCAGAGAACAGUUUAGCCUUCCAGAUAGAGAACCAGAUAAAUAUGGGCCAUUCAGACAUAGCGAGAGAGCGAGAGAGCGAGAGAGAGAGAGAGAGAUUCCUCUUCUCUGCAUAGCCCAAUCUUAAUCCCCCUCUGUUUUUGCUGAUGCUGUCUUUGUUCCGCAGGUGUGAGCCCUUCCCAACCUACCCCCGGACGUACGACCUGCUCCAUGCCUCGGGGCUCCUCUCUCUCCUCACUGAUUCAUACAGGUGCGACAUUGCGGAUUUCUUCUUGGAGAUGGACCGGAUUCUCCGUCCUGAGGUACACAUUCCUCUCAUCAUCCGACCCAAUUCUGGCUGAUGUGAUUCUAUAAUCUUCCUAUAAUUGGGAAACCCAUCCCUCUAAAUACUUAUCCAAAGCGACCCGAAGAUCGGCUGAUGCCAAUCCUUAUCAUCAUCCGCAAUCAUCUGACCCAAUUCUGGCUGAUGUGAUUCUACACUAUUCCGAUAUAGUUGGAGACCCAUCCCUCUAAAGAUCAGCCAAACCCAUCUGGCUCGACUGGUGCUGGCUAGUUUUCCAGUUCUGGUUAGUCUCAACCCAUAAACUACGUCGUGGCCAGUUUCUUUUAUUCUAUCCAUGUACCUUGACUUAGUAUGAAUCCAACGGGGCAUUUCGUUUGAAAUGGUCAUCUACGGUGAUAGAAGUUUCUAAAAACGGCAGUGUCAUCCGAUUUAGCUGAUCUCUUCUCCACAAUCUACAUCAACUAAAUACUUUUAUUUUUAUAUAUUGAAUAUAUUUAUCUUGAUCUUCCAGGGGUGGGUCGUCCUUCACGAUGGAGCCCAAAGCAUAGAGAGAGGCCGCACCCUUGCCACCCAAGUCCGCUGGGAGGCGCGGGUCAUUGAGCUCAGCAGUGACAACACUCAGCGUCUCCUCGUCUGCCAGAAGCCCUUCCUAAAGAAGUGA